Molecule: messenger RNA, 2043 nt
Organism: Plectropomus leopardus (leopard coralgrouper)
Lineage: Eukaryota; Metazoa; Chordata; Actinopteri; Perciformes; Serranidae
Source: RefSeq, a predicted model, not a curated record
GUAGCAGCUAAUCAGUUAGCCGCGGCUAAAAGCGCGAACACUGCUGUGAAGUCAUCAACCCGCGCGUGCACGCACUGACACACGCGCGCAGACCCCUGCGGAGGCGCGUGUCACCGCACAGAGCGGGCUCGCGCCUGUUUCGGGACUUGUUUUUCAUGUUAGCUGCACGCUAGCUACUUCCUGCAUGUUAGCGGCUAACGGAGGAGCUAACUGUUUACCAGCAGGUCUGAUAAUUAUUCAUGACGGCGAGCUGUGAUUGGUGCAGCCGGCGACAGGGGCGGGGCUAGAGAGAGGCGGCCUCUUCCUGCAGACCACAGUCACUGUGAUUGGCUUAUCUACAAUGAUGUCACUGGACAAAGAGACUGUUCUCCCUCCUGAGGUCAGCCCCGCCUUCCCGGCCCCUGUCAGCCUAUCAGAACAGUCCCAGGUGGCCAAGACCCGCCCUCUCCGUCCUAAGAAUGGUCUCCAGUUGCCUGGCAACAGUCAGCCCCCCCUCCCAUCUGCUCUGCCCACUCAGCGAAUCACAAAGAGGCGGUACUCUGUGGGAGUCGGCUUCAAGGGGCUGGCAAAGCGCCGCCGCCGCGCCAACAGUGACAGCCAAUCAGAGCCCGUGCUGCCGAGUCACUUCCUGUUGGGCGGAAACAUCUUUGACCCGCUGAACCUGAACUCGCUGCUGGACGAAGACGUCAACAGGGCGACAAAUCAGCAGACACCGAAGUGCUCGCCCCUGCCGUCGCGGGGCGGAGACCCCGUAGAGAUCCUGGUUCCCCGUGACAUCACAGACCCCCUGAACCUGAAAGGAGGGGGCGGGGACGGCGAGAGGGGAGGAGGCGUCCUGCUGUCCCCCCUGAAGACCAGGAGGAGACACCGCAACAGACACCACGGAGGAGGAGGAGGAGGAGGAGCAGAGAGGGAGGCGCUACCUGCCCGACUGUUCCCCUCCACAGCUCCACCCACAGUUCCUCUGCUGACCAGAGAGGGCAGCGUGCCAGCCUCUCCUCUCCCCUGUGAACUCAACACGGCCAUCACCUGUCGGGAUGACGUAGCCCCGCCCCCUAUCCUCCCCAGGAGACACACCCACCCUCCACCAGGCCAUGCCCACAAGCCCGGUAACCAGGGAGACGGCCGCCAACGGAGACGGCGGCGCACAACCUCGACAAGGUCGGCAGACUGCGCCGCAGACACUGUUACCACGGCCGUCACUGUUCAGCCAACCAAAUUCCAGACACCGCUGGUAGGCGGGGCUAAAGCCGGCAGGUUUGGAGGACCUCGGCUCGGUUCCGCCCAGCCGCCACAGAAGAAGGAGAAACACCGCUACCAACACGGCAACCACAGCCGUUACUAUGGUUACCAUGGUUUCUACAGCGACAGGUGGGAAGGGCGUGUCGGGCCGGAGGAGGACCCGCGGCUUCGCCUCCUGGAAGCCGAUUGGUUCAGAGACAAGAAGGUGCUGGACGUGGGCUGCAGCGCCGGUCACCUGACGCUGGGCAUCGCCCGCAAGUUCGACCCCACCCACAUCCUGGGGGUGGAGCUAGACCCGCGAUUGGUCCAUGCCGCCAAGCAGAACAUCAGGCACUUCCUCUCACAUGACCUGGUGGUAGCGGAGAGGAGCAGUGGCGGGGGGGAGGGGGUGAUGAAGGAGGCGCAGCGGGCUCUGCGCCUCCUCCCCCUUCCCCUCUCCUUCAGGGUGAGCCGAGGCCCCCUCGCUGCUCCGCCCCUCCUCCCCCCGUCCUCGCUGUCCUCCAGGUUCCCCGCCAAUGUCUUCUUCAUCCAGGGGGACUAUGUGUCAGAGCAGGGGGCGUGGCCUGGCCGUGGACAGUAUGAUGUCAUCAUGUGUCUGGGUGUGACCAAAUGGGUGCACCUGCAGUCAGGUGACGGGGGCGUGACCACGCUCUUCAGGCGAGCCUAUCAGAGCCUGUCGUCGGGCGGAUUAUUCAUCCUGGAGCCGCAACCCUGGAGCAGCUACACACACAGCAAGAGAGCCUCGGUAACACACACACAUAUAUAUAUAUAUACACAUACACACACACACAUACACACACA